AUGAAAUCAAAAGAAUUGAUAAAUGAAUAUGAGAAUUAUUUCAAAGAAUGGACACAACUAAAUUAUUUUGAAGAAAUUUAUAAUAAUAAAAAAGAUGGAAAUUCAAGUGCUGAUAUUAACAGAAAGAUUCAUGGAAGAAAAAAUAUAUUGUUUUUAAUAACAACAACUGAAGGUUGGGCUUUUGGAGCUUUUAUUGCUGGACAUAUUCCUGUUCCUUCAGAAUCAAUGCAAUACGUCAAAGACACUCAUAAACAUUUUGUUUUUACAUUAAAAAAUCCAUUUAAUAUUGAACCAAUGAUAUUACAUAGAAAAAAAGGAAAAGGAAUGACUCUUAUUGUAUUUCCAAAUAGUAAUAUUGUCUAUUCCUUAGUUAUUAAAAAAUUUUGUGUUAUUAAAAAAUCAAAAGAUGAAAAUUCUGUUAUUCAUCCAGAAUUUAAUACUAAAUAUGAAGAUCCUACUCAAUAUAGCUGUUGUUUAUUUACUGGAGAAGACUCUAUUAAUGUUGACGAAAUUAUUGCUUAUCAAUGCUCCUAA
This is a messenger RNA of Entamoeba histolytica HM-1:IMSS, 534 nucleotides long. RefSeq lists its product as uncharacterized. The coding region runs from base 1 to 534 and encodes 177 amino acids. The record is from RefSeq and is a predicted model, not a curated record. The transcript has a single exon. NCBI's taxonomy places the organism in Eukaryota, Evosea, Mastigamoebida, Endamoebidae.